Molecule: messenger RNA, 1379 nt
Organism: Aplysia californica (California sea hare)
Lineage: Eukaryota; Metazoa; Mollusca; Gastropoda; Aplysiida; Aplysiidae
Product: ankyrin repeat domain-containing protein 26
Source: RefSeq, a predicted model, not a curated record
AGAGAAGAGAAGCAGAGGAAAUCAUGGAGAGAGAGGAACUGGAGAGAAAUGAACAAAGCAUGAACCCAGUACACAUGAUGCCAGAACAGAAUGGGAUAAUGUCUGCUCAACAAGAACUGAACCGCAUUGAUGAACAGUUCCAGAGGGAGAGAGCGGAAAGAGAGAGGAAAGAAGAGGAAGAGAAGAGAAGGAAAAGAGAUGAGGAAGAGGAGGCAGCAAGAAGACAGAAGGAGGAGGAGGAAGAGAGGAAAGGACCUCCUCCCAGCCUUGCUCCCAGGCCUUAUGGGAACAAAACUGUAUCUGCUUUCCCUGCUGAAGGUGCAAGAGUAUGUGCGUGACACGCGCCGGCAGCUGGAGCAGGAAAGGAACCAGCGGGCUGUGCUGGACAACAAGCUCAAACUGUCCAGCAAAGAGAAGGCCGAGCUCUCCAAGAAACUGGACUCGCUGACCCAGCACAAGUCCGAACUGGAACAGUCCAAGCUUGACCUGGAAGCUAAGAUUAGAUCCCUGGAAUAUGGAAUGACUGAAGAGGAAGAGAAGCGAAAGAAUGCAGAAAUUUUAUUGAGCAAGACAAAAGAUCAGCUUGCCAGAAGAGAAGAGCAGUACGCCAGGUAGGCUCUUCAUAAUGUGAAACUUGUGUACGCUCAUAUGGGACAAAUUCAGCAAGAAUAGACUUUAACCAUUGAUGCAGUAUAAAAGUAUCUAUUUGACCGGCACCAUAGAGUUAUUUGUCAUCCUCUCUAUAUUUUAAUAAUAGUAUUGAGGAAAUAUUCUGGUCAUUCGACGUCUCUAUAAGUCAUGCUGUUUUGGGAGCACUUCAAAAAAAAAUUUUGGUUUUGAAUUCAAAUUUUAAAAAAAUCUGAAAUUGAAAAAAGGCUGCAACAGCAUUACUGUGAAAUAUGCUAAUUCAGUGUUUCUGAUUUGUGUAUGACGGUUUUAAAUGUGCCGUAACACUGUCAUUGAUAUGCUGCCGAUCGGACAAAUAUUAUGUCCAGUAAGUUCUUAAAGACUUAAUAUUUGCUCAAAAUGUAUAUAUUAAAAGAAAAGGAAGACUAUCGUUAGUCUUCCACUUUGUUGUUCAAAAGAGAUAAUGAUUCAAAAGCGUGAAGAGUUAUUUAAAUGUCCUUUUUAACCUUUUUUGAAGUGUGAGUUUUUAGUGACUUUAUAGACAAUUUUGCCUUUGCCUACUGUGAUGUGUUAAGCUGUCUAUCUUAUUUUCAAUUGAAGUUAAAUUGUGUAAACUUUAUUGAGAGAGAUCAUCAGUGGAUGGGUGAUGGACAAAUGGACCCCUGCAUGCCAGUAGGGAGUGCAUGUCAUCUACCUGUGGAGGGGAAGACAACAUUUCUUUCUACUCUACUUUUCUAAGUGGGUCAAGUGCU